GUACUCUACAGAUACAUAUAUUCCAUCACAUAUCGUUAUAUGUAUAUGAUUAGUCACCUUAUUGCCCAGGUCAAGGGCCAGGGUUAACUAUGCUCUUAGAUGUUUCUAUGUUCGCGUCUCAUUUAUUAGGUAUUACUUCUCUACUAUGAAGGAAGCAGCUUAUUUCCCGGUUUUUAUAUUCAUCUUUCUGCCUCUAACCUUAGUUCCUCCGAUCAUCUCCGGUCAAUUAGUUACGCCCCUCAAUGUUCGCGAUGAGCUUCUGCGCGUCUUGCUUGCACCUGAUCGGAUCGCUAGCCUUCUCUCUGAUUUCUGGAUAACACGAAGUAUGACAAUUGUAUGUAUCCUCGAUGAUGCUAUCGACAUCCGAGUCCGAUACAUACGCGUUUUCCUGGCUCUCCUUCUCGAAAUUGGGCCCGCCUGACGAGCCACCGCAAUUAAUAUUAGCAGGCAUGUUUGCUGUGUCGUUUAUAUAAAGUUGAAAGUAGGUAAAUAUCGGGGUUGUAGUAUAAAGGUUUGGUGUAUGAUCCUUUUGAUUGUAGUGGUCGUGGUUGGUCUAUUGAUAUUUCACGAGGCGUUGAAAAUCGAAUUGGAA
This is a messenger RNA of Annulohypoxylon truncatum, 592 nucleotides long. RefSeq lists its product as uncharacterized. The record is from RefSeq and is a predicted model, not a curated record. Bases 146 to 421 code for a protein of 91 amino acids. The transcript has a single exon. NCBI's taxonomy places the organism in Eukaryota, Fungi, Ascomycota, Sordariomycetes, Xylariales, Hypoxylaceae.